AUGAAUGCCACGUCACUACUCGACUUCGGAUCGCCCAAUUUCGAUUUUACAAAUUGCUCGUCGGCGGUCUCGAUCUGGCUAUACUUGCAGCCAGUCGUAGAUACCGACAUGAUCGCACCCAACGACGAUUACAAAAACCCGCACAAAAUCUAUGAGUAUAUCAUCGAAAGCCUUGAUGGAUAUCUGCAAGAUAACUCUAUUCAAAAACCCCCUAUGACGGACGAAUUUUGGGCGUGGACUCAGAGAAAUAGCAGGCUUGAUCAAACCGCUGCGGAAUACGCUUACGAAACAUGUGUCCAAACUCUGUGCCGGGCGGUCGGCUGGAAAGGCAAUCCUGACAUGGUUGGCAUCGGGAUGCUAGUCACGUACCUGAUGCAACAGGUACUCAUCUCGCUUUACCUGUACCCGAUUAUCAGGAUCCGUCUCGGAAUAAAGUCGAACAGGACAGAUAGAAAGUCUUUCAUCUCACGGAGUUUGCUUGCAAUGCGACUAUCGACUACGGCCUUUCUUUCUGCGUCCGCUGUAUUCUCGAUAGCUUUGCUGUUGGCAUCCAAUAUCACUAUGGCGCAACAAGAGUCGACAUCGGUUCUUGCAACGUUCGUCCUAAGUGCUGUGGUGCCUCUUAAUUCGGUUUUCCCUGUCAUUAUACUACAGCUGGCUACACCGGGCACGUUUCGGCGUCUGAAAGGAAGGCUUAUGCUAUGGGGAGUAAUCGACGUGCUUAUCCUGGUACUGGUGAUUCGCGGCAUCUUCGUGCUUGUGACGACUCCAGCCGAAGACAAUAUGCAAAUUGGCGGUGAUCCAAUAGGCCAAAAGGCUUGUGUAGACAUGGACUUCGCGCCCUGGGUUUAUCUUUGUUGGGCGACCGCCGCUCUGUUGGUAAUCGGUCUCACUGUAUUUGUAGUAGGCUUUCUUCUUUCAGUUUUGCGCGGCCAGCCGUCAGUGUUCGUACGGUUCCCAUCAUGGACAUCAUGGAUCAUACUUCUCGUCUCGUUCUUCGCCAUGUUGUUCUUCAACAUUUGGCUCGUCUAUCUAACCAUCCGGAUACGAGCACGUGCUGGAGCCCAUAACAAAGAUAGCGAAUGGACGUUUGGACAGAUCCUGACGCUCGCUACUUGGGUGCCCUUCCUAGCAGAAUUCGCAUACACGUGGCUGGAGGAGCCGGAGGACGCGUUGAAUGGAAGGUUACCGGCACCAUACGAAGUCGUGGUCGCAUCAACGGUAGAUGAUGCGUUUGGUACAGCACAACCGGGUAUCGAGCAAGCACGAGGUCAGUUCCAACGGCUUGCAGCAACAGAUUUGGCUUCGUUCGAGCCCAGUAAAGCUUCGACCUGGCCUCUCAAGACACAUUGA
This is a messenger RNA of Alternaria burnsii, 1353 nucleotides long. RefSeq lists its product as uncharacterized. The record is from RefSeq and is a predicted model, not a curated record. NCBI's taxonomy places the organism in Eukaryota, Fungi, Ascomycota, Dothideomycetes, Pleosporales, Pleosporaceae. The transcript is spliced from 2 exons. Bases 1 to 1353 code for a protein of 450 amino acids.